CGACAGAUAUAACUUCCUCCUGACUCCGGGCUGGCUGUGCUUUGGGUGUGUGCUCGCUUUUGAAGUGUGAUUCAUUGAGCCCUAAGCUCCUCAGGGGCACCCAGCUCUGGCAGGCUGCGGCUGGAGAGGGAUUUCAUUUCUGGGCUCCUGACAGAUUCUCCUUCCUCCGAUGCUCCUCUCUCAGGGUGUGAUCGAGUGUAACUCCAGCCGCUGUUGGACCUGCUUGGAUCAAGGUUGCGCCGAGAGCCGCGAUGAGCUGCUGGCUGUUUCUGCCUCUGCUGGCCAGCGCUGUGUCCAUCGUAGGCACCUGGACAGUGUAUGGUCUUGCCCUGUCCAAUGGCCACGUAUGUCCAUUAUACAACUGGGUGUACAAUCGUUCCUGUUCUGCUGAUGCCUUGGUGAGAUGCUGUGCAAUUCAAAACAUGCCCUUUGUAAGCACCAGUGGAAUGAACCUCCCUGAAAACUCCCUCUAUAGUGCGGUGCUUAACGCAGUGUCUGUUUUAUUUGCUUUGGUGUGUAUUUUUCGACAUGCUCAGAUAGUGGAUCGGAAAGUAGACGAGGCUCUGCUGAGUAAGGCCGCUAUGAUUAUAGGCUUCUUUGGCUCCGUGGGAGGCUUCAUCGCCGGAAACUGUAACCCAUCGGUUCUCAUGGUGCUGCAUUACUUUGGAGCCUCGCUGUGUUUUGUCAGCGGUUGUAUUUAUUGCAUAUUACAGACAGCUUUAACAUUCAGGCUCCAUAUAACAGGAAAGGAGUGCUUGUUGGCGCCUGUCCGUGCAGUCCUGGCCAUUUUCCAAGUGGUCUUUUCUAUUAGCUAUCUGGCCUUUUUUGUCCAUCCAGACAUCAAGAAGCAACACAUAGGAGCCAUCUGUGAAUGGAUCUUGGCCACAAAUUUCUACGUUUUUAUCGCGUCGUUUACCUUUGAAUUUUACUACAUAACCUCUUCCGUCCUCUACGUGUUGGUCAGUAGACCUGAUGAUGAGAAGGUUGCAAUUCUGUCCGAACCCAAGGGCACAAAUAUGGCCACAUUUGACAAAUGACAUGCAGAAUGCCUACUGCAGACGGGCUGCGGGAUUACGGGCUGUUGGAACCACGCCAUUCUCCGUAUUCAUUAGAUUAUGUAGUGUCAAUCUCUUCAUCUCUAUCAAAAUGUUUAUUCUUCUUUGUGGACCACAGGUUCGCUUGCCUCUUAAUGAACAGCCAGUUAGCACUGCAUCAGCCUGUGGGAAGCAUCAUGGUCCCAAUUUUCCUCCCAAAGCCCUGGGCAGCACUCAGUUCCCAGUUGCAAAGGAUGUGAGGCAGAGAUCUCUUAUUAUGUCAAGUAAUUUUCUUCAUGUUGGUCCGAGGCUUCCCUCCCCCAAACCCCCAGUAAUUCAAGGGGCGUUCCCUCCUGUCUCACUUUCCUCCAGCUUCUCUACAAGCAUCAAGGCCUAGGUGUAGGGUAAGUCUGCUCCACCAGCCCUUGGCCCGGGGAACCUGAGGGCAGCCAGAAAGACGAGGGGGGCCUAAAGAAGGUAACUGCUACCUGGCUCUUCCAGCCUGCCCAUCGAUCUCUGGCUUUCGUUUGUGCUCAGCGGCAGACAGAAGGCCGGGAGGCUGCAGCUGAGGUUGCAAUCCCUGCCCCCAUUUCCAGGUGUGAGGCCCUGUCAGUGGGAGGGCCUGUGCUGAGGGUGUCCAUGAUGCAAAUCUGUCCCAGCAAACAUAGGCAUAAUCAGGUCACAACAAGCAGAGAACCCAGUCAAAGCACUGGGAAGAAAUUGGGGCCCCAUCUAUCUCCCAUUCCUUUCCGGCAGUGCCUCUGAUGGGAGGAUAGCCACCGUGGAGACUGUGCAAAACCGUGGGCUACCUGCCUUGGAUUUCCAGUUGGGACCCAGCUCCCUGCCCUCCCCAGCGUGGAUCUAUCGACCUUCCCUGGAGUUUCAGGCGUCUUCCAUCGGAGCAGCUUUACAAAGGCAAAGGAUGUAAAACAUUCCUCCGUUGUUGUCCUGGGCUCAAACUGUUGCAGUUGAACUGAUUGAAUGAGGCGUUACUGCCUCUUGGAGGGGAGGGGGAUUUCAGCUGAACUGGGGCAACCCCCACCCAGACACAUGGCCUCGUCAAUGCUGCACCAAUUGCCAAACACAGUUCAUCCCCGCCCACACCCCCUCAAACAGACGCUUCGCCUCCUGCAGUGCAGACAAGGUGCUUUUAAUCUUGGUUAUUUUUGGAAUUGAUAUCUUGUUACUGUUGAAUCAUGCAGCACAUAAUUUGGCCCAUUGUUUCUGGGCUGACUCUUUGAAAGAGCUACCCAAUUAGUCCCACUCCCCCGCUCUAUCCCCAUAUCCCUGUAACUAUUUUUCUCCUUUCAAGUAUUUAUCUAAUUUCCUUUUGAAGGUAACUAUUGAAUCUGUUUCCACUGCCCUAUUUGGCAGUGGAAUGCAGAUCAUAGCAACCCACUGCAUUAAGAAAAACCCCUUGUGCCUCAGGUCCUUUUGUAAAUCAGCUUGUGUGUGCUUGAUUGUGCCCUUGGCCCUCUCUCCCAGUCGGAGUGGGUGUUACCCCAGACCCCAUCUAAAUGGGAGAUAUCACAGAGCUCAGGUAUCCCUUUGUGAAUUCUCUGGUGCCAAUAUGGAAUUCGGCCUUCCCCUCAGAUUAGGGAGAUUAAAAUGGAGACCAUUGUUGCAUAGGGACUGUUUUUCUGAUAGUUUGUGUUUUAUCCUAUACACUCAGAGGAUGGACAAUGUACUGUAUUCAAUCCUGUAUUAUUAUUAACGUUCAAAACUGUUAGAAAUAAAGUCAGCAUCAAGAA
Messenger RNA from Carcharodon carcharias (great white shark), 2785 nucleotides. RefSeq lists its product as uncharacterized. The transcript has 7 exons. Lineage: Eukaryota; Metazoa; Chordata; Chondrichthyes; Lamniformes; Lamnidae. Bases 252 to 1037 code for a protein of 261 amino acids. Gene Ontology annotation, biological process: protein localization to plasma membrane. The record is from RefSeq and is a predicted model, not a curated record.